Gavialis gangeticus (Gharial) is the source of this 4205-nucleotide messenger RNA. It is a transcript of the gene SEMA3C, whose product is annotated as semaphorin 3C. Lineage: Eukaryota; Metazoa; Chordata; Crocodylia; Gavialidae. Gene Ontology annotation, biological process: negative chemotaxis; semaphorin-plexin signaling pathway; neural crest cell migration. The record is from RefSeq and is a predicted model, not a curated record. Gene Ontology annotation, molecular function: semaphorin receptor binding; chemorepellent activity. Bases 963 to 3218 code for a protein of 751 amino acids. The transcript is spliced from 18 exons.
ACUUCACAGCGCAAAAGAAACGGUAAUAAGGAGUCAUAGCACUCAUAAAUCCAGCAGGAUUGUUUUGUAAUUCAAAGGUAGCUCAGAUCAUUGGCAUGCUGUGGAAACUCAGCUUGGCUGCACUUACAGUGUGAGUGUAUGAGACGCGUCACAGAGAUCAGCCAUGGAAUUGUACUUCAGAGGGGAAAAAACUCUUUCCCUUAAAAGGAUUUAAUCAGUUUUUCCAUUUAAAAGUGCGGUGCAGUUGGAUAUUUAUGGCCAAACUGGGCCUGUCUGCUUUCCAAGUGCUGCACAACAUCCUCUCAGCCCACCCUUCAAGACGCUGCCUUCUCUUCCAGGCUGCUAAGCAAACAGCUGAAGAGCUGGCAUCUCUGCGUGGAGCAAACCAGUCCUGGCGUCCGUCACCUGAUUUCACCCUUCAUCUCUCUGCCUUUUUACUCCUGUUCCUGUGCCUGCCUUUACUUCUCGCUCUCCCCGUAUCUUCCCUUCUGCAUUUCAUUCUCACUCUCUUCCUUAUGGGUGUGGCGCAUACAUUAUUUAUGAGAUACAGCCCCUAUUUGCUCAGCCUAAUGAUGUAUUCAAGCCUGGAGUUCAGCUGCCUCUCGAAGGCGGCUGCUGGGAGGGCAGGAGGACCAGAAUGAGUGGUGGCUGUAAUUGGAAACCAAAGCUUUCCCGGUCAGAGCUCAGCUACUUUCCAUUCACUCUUAGGUGCUUAAUUGAGGAAUAGGGAGAAGAGUUCCUGGUGCCUUAGGACUAUAGCAAUAAGGAUUAUUGUACAGAGAAACUGGGAGUACAUUUGCAACCAGCAGGAGGAAAGAGUCUUUUCCUGCCCCCCAAAAAUGAACCAGGUUUGGAAUUAAAGUGCUCUGGUAAAAGGAGUGGAGUCCAUAAACUGAUAGAAAACAGAUAGCUAUCAGUAGCUGGGUUUCAUUUCUUGGAUAUUAACUUGCAAAUCGGAAGAGAUGGCAUUUCUAGCCCUCCACGUGGUGCUUGGGAUGUUUAUUUACUCUAGCAGCGUGAAAGGAUCAGCACUGCCUCAGGCCAGGGUGUUCUUAACAUUCAACGAGCUGCAGGAAACCAAGACCUCAGAAUAUUACAGAAUAUCCCACAAUCCCCUGGACUACAGGAUAUUAUUAAUGGAUGAAGAUCAGGACCGGAUCUAUGUGGGCAGCAAAGAUCAUAUUCUGUCUUUGAAUAUUAAUAAUAUAAGCCAGGAUCCUCUGAGUAUUUUCUGGCCAGCAUCAGCAAACAAAGUUGAAGAGUGCAAAAUGGCUGGCAAAGAUCCUACACAUGGCUGCGGAAAUUUUGUGCGCGUGAUUCAGACCUUCAAUCGCACACAUCUGUAUGUAUGUGGCAGUGGUGCCUUCAGCCCAGUAUGUACAUAUGUCAAUAGAGGGCGCAGGUCUGAGGAGCAAGUCUUCAAGAUCGACUCAAAGUGUGAAUCGGGAAAAGGACGCUGCUCUUUCAAUCCUAAUGUGAACACAGUAUCUGUUAUGAUCAAUGAAGAGCUGUUUUCAGGAAUGUAUAUUGAUUUCAUGGGGACGGAUGCUGCUAUUUUUCGCAGUUUAACCAAGCGGAAUGCAGUGCGCACCGACCAGCACAAUUCCAAGUGGCUCAGUGAGCCUAUUUUUGUGGAUGCUCAUCUUAUCCCAGAUGGUACUGACCCUAAUGAUGCCAAAGUAUACUUCUUCUUCAAAGAGAGACUCACAGACAACAGUGGCAGCACCAAGCAGAUUCAUUCAAUGAUUGCAAGAAUAUGUCCGAAUGACACCGGUGGACAACGAAGUCUUGUAAACAAGUGGACAACAUUCUUAAAAGCAAGGCUUGUUUGCUCAGUAAUGGAUGAAGAUGGAACAGAAACAUACUUUGAUGAAUUAGAAGAUGUAUUUCUCCUAGAAACAGAUAAUCCCAGAACAACGCUCGUGUAUGGAAUUUUUACCACAUCAAGCUCUGUAUUUAAAGGUUCAGCAGUGUGCGUGUAUCAUUUAUCUGACAUCCAGACAGUGUUCAAUGGUCCGUUUGCACACAAGGAGGGACCUAACCACCAGCUGAUUCCGUAUCAGGGCAGGAUUCCAUACCCACGACCUGGCACAUGUCCAGGAGGAGCAUUCACACCGAACAUCCGGACAACCAAGGAGUUCCCAGAUGAUGUUGUGACCUUUAUCCGGAAUCAUCCCUUGAUGUUUAAUCCCAUUUAUCCUAUACAUAAGAGGCCAUUAAUCAUUCGGACAGGAACAAAUUAUAAGUAUACAAAGAUUGCCGUGGAUCGAGUCAGUGCUGCUGAUGGGAGAUACCAUGUAUUGUUUCUUGGAACGGACCAGGGCACUGUGCAGAAAGUUGUCGUCCUUCCCACCAACUUCUCAGCAAGUGGAGAACUAAUUUUAGAAGAACUGGAAGUUUUUCAGAAUAAUGCUCCCAUAACGACAAUGAAGAUUUCUUCUAAAAAGCAACAGCUAUACGUGAGCUCAGAUGAAGGGGUCACCCAGGUAUCCUUGCAUCGCUGCCAUGUCUAUGGAACAGCCUGUGCUGACUGCUGCCUGGCCAGAGAUCCUUACUGUGCCUGGGAUGGCAAUUCCUGCUCCAGGUUCUACCCAACGGGGAAAAGGAGGAGUCGGAGACAGGAUGUGAGACAUGGAAACCCUAUGACUCAGUGCCGAGGAUUUAACCUGAAAGCAUACAGAAAUGCAGCGGAAAUAAUUCAAUAUGGAGUGAAAAACAACACCACCUUCCUUGAGUGCACCCCGAAAUCCCCCCAGGCUUCCAUUAAAUGGCUUUUACAGAAAGACAAUGACAGAAGGAAAGAGGUCAAACUUAAUGAAAGGAUCAUUGCGACUGAGCAGGGACUCCUCAUUCGCUCUGUCCAAGACAGUGAUCGAGGACUUUACCAUUGCAUUGCAACAGAAAACAGCUUCAAACAAACCUUGGCAAAGAUCAACUUGAAAGUGUUAGAUUCAGAAAUGGUGGCCUUUAUGACUGAUAAGUGGUCCCCCUGGACAUGGGCCAGUUCUGUACGAGCCCUGCAGUUCCACCCAAAAGACUUUGUUGCAGCUUUCAGCCACUCAGAAAUGCAAAUGAUUAACCAGUACUGCAAAGACAGUAGGCAGCAAGGGCAGCAGAGAGAUGAAUCCCAGAAGCUGAAAGGGGACUACGGCAAGUUAAAGGCCCUUAUCAAUAGCAGGAAAAGUAGGAACAGAAGGAAUCAGUUACCAGGAUCUUAAUUGUUGCUUUGGAGGAUCAAAUGUCUUUGUCUUCACUGUAGGGGGCUUUUUUAUGUCUGCUGAGAGCGUAUUUUGAGGAAACAACGUGAUAAAAAAGUAAAACUAGUAAAGCAAGUCUGAGAAAAGGAUCUUUCUCCCAAUAAAAUGCAGUGCAAUGUUACAUCUAAAGAUAAAGGUUAAGAGCAUUUCUUUGUGCAUAUUAGCAGCAUGUAUGAAUAUAUAUCUUAACCCAGAUUCAGUGGUCACAUCUUGACAUUUACAUGCAUUUGGAAAGAAAAUAAAACUUGAUGCAUUAACUUGCAACUCUGGAACCGAGCAGAACAGAAAGGUAAAGAAAAAAUUUGGGUUAAGAUAGAUGUUCCAAUGAGAGUGUUAUGAAGGUAACACUUUGCACCGCAUUUGCAAAUAUGAGUUUCUAAUUGUUUACUGUUCAAGACUGGGUUUACAGCUUUUACACAUUGUACAAGUCGCGUGAAUGCAUGCAGCAAAGGUGCUGGCAAAAUUAAAGUACAGUAAAAGAAGUGGUUGAUUCAGAAAUAUACUGAAGGUCCAAUGAAGGAAAAAGUAGGACAAAAAGCAAAAUGUGCUUGUUUUUAUAUUUUAUUCAAGAAACACUGAGUAUAGUUCACAGUAUAAGUUGUAAUAAAUGAAAAAGUUUCUGGGAUUUAAUUUACAAAAACCUAAUGCUCAUAUGGACUUCAAAUAGUAUAUUAUGUCCUGUAACAAUAUACCACUUUACAAGCAGUACAAAUCUAACAUGAGAAUGUUGGUUAGACAUCUAAGUCACUUAGGUAAUUUUGAAAUGUUAUCCUUCCAAGACUUGCAAGUGACCACAAUAUGUACUGUACAAUAUACACUCAAAAACUCCAUCCAGUGAUUUCAUUUAAGGUGUCCCAAAUGAUUAAAUUAGAGCUGAUUAAAAAGCAUGGGGAGGGGGGAAUCAAGAAUAUUUCAGGUUUGUUUUUUUUUAAAUGGUAUGUUCAAAGU